AUGCCACAGGCGGCUAAGAAAGACAACCAGACACAACGAGCUCAGGAUAAGGAGUCGAAGAGAGCUAGAGGAGCCUUGUCGUGCGCGGAAUGUAGACGGUUGAAGUUAAAAUGCGACAAAACUGUUCCAUGCUCAAGCUGUAAACGAAGGGGCUGCUCAGCGAUUUGUCCAAAUGGCAGUCUUAUCACUGGUCAAGGAACCAGGUUCGUAUUGGCCGAUACCGAGACCUUGCACCAGAAAAUAGCCCAAAUGUCCGACCGUAUCCGUCAACUCGAGGACGCGCUUGCUAUCUUACAAUCCACGGUUGCAGGACCUGGUGGAGAACCGCAUCCACUUUUACAUCGCGAUCUACUCAAAAUCAAGUCAUCUAUUGAGUUACACUCCGCAUCUGGGGCCGCAGGGGAAGAUCCGCCAGCGCAGGACGGUGCAGAAGAGGAUGAGGACGGCAAUGCCGAAUACAUUGAUGCAUUUGGAACCUUGGCCAUUCGGGAUGAUGGGGCAGCAACGUUCUAUGGCCGGUCAGCAGGCUCGGAAGGCGAGAUUUCAUCAGAGGCGUCUUCAACACAUCCCACUUCUCCCAGCGACCGCGAUCUUUCACCUCCUCUCAGACAUCUAUCUGCUGCCCCAUCAUACUCGGACUUUUCUGUCGCUUCCUCAUCUCCGCAUCAACAUUUUGCGAAUAGGUAUCCCCAACAGCCAUACAAUCCUGACGGCUCCCUUCCGAAUGCGAUAACGUCAUUUGCAUCUGGAUUUCCCCUCGCCCCCUCUCUUUCCGCUGGUAGUUCCUCAGCGGCAUCGGUAAUGUCAUCGCCAUCAUCAUUUGGCCCUUCUUCCCUCACACCGUUUACCCAUUCCCAAAAGCACACCCUCACGUUACAAGAUUUGACAUCUCAAUACCUUCCUCCAUUUGUCGAUGCUUUGAGACUGGUAAACCUCUAUCUAGAGCAAGCACCUUGGUUCUUCGGUGCUGUCACGCAGAGGCAAAUCGAACAAGAACUUAUGCCACUAUGGUAUGAAGAGGCAGCUUCCGCCGUCCCAUCGACCUCUACUCCUCCCGCAGGUGGUUUGGUAGUACAAACCAGCCCCGGAAGCGGCGUAAGCACGCCUCCUACGCCACGGACGGGAACAUCUCACGACCUCGCCCUUUUGUUCAUCGUAUUUUGCUUCGGUGCAUUGACGGACAUCAACCUUCCUUCGCCUCCUGAUAAUGCCCCAGCUGAGAAAUAUUAUCAGCUUACAAAAGUCGCCCUUACGUUAGAUCCUGCGGCCCCUAAUGGCGUUCCUGUGGCGACAGUGCAAACCCUCAGUUUGAUGGCAAUUUACGAGGGAAUGUGUAGCGGUGAAAACAGUAUCGAGACUACAUGGGCACUCAUGGGAUUGGCUUGCAAAUUAUCUCAGAGCGUAUACCGUGAUUGUGCACGAUGGAAGCUGACUCCAGCAGAAGUUCAAAAGCGCAGAGCCUUGUUCUGGGAGCUUUUUAUCACAGAUUGUUGGCAGAGCUUGGCCACUGGACGACUGGCAACAUUUUCUCUCCCAUUCGUUGAUUGCGAACUUCCUGCUGAUCCAGACCAAACAAUUGCAGAAGAUGGUUCUGUUCAGCCUAGCUUUCCUUAUUGGAAAGCUCGUUUCGGCGCCGAAUGUGUUUCCGCUGUCGUACAAGGCACUCUCACGUCUCGUGCUCCUAAAUACUCUAUUAUCCUGGAUUUGGAUCGCAAAGUUCGUGAUAUGGACCUGCCAGCUUAUGCUCAAGGCCCGCCGCCACAGGGUCUUGGGCUGGCUCAGACAAUGUCACACUUCAUGCCCCAGAAUUACCGUGAAUUGACUUUGCUUUAUAUCCAUCGCUGCUUCUUCGCCCAUGCCAUCUCCAGUAAUCCUUUGGAUCCGAUCAAGAGUCAAUAUGCUCCUUCGUUCUUGGCUGGAUAUCGUAGUGCUUGCACCAUCAUCGCUUCAGUUAAGCUACAAUUUUCGAUGUUCCCUGCCCAGAUUGCACGAUUUUGGGUGCUAUGGACUCAUGCAUUUUCUGCUUCGGUGAUGUUGGCCUCAGUGGCGACUCAUAGCUCAAGAUCGAAGAUAGCACUGGCCGCAUUGCUGGAGUUAAAGACCGCAUGUGAGCUCUUCGAAAGUGCGGCUAGCUAUGGCGGAAGGGCGGUGAAAUUCCUUCCUAUCCUUAAACGUUUGCAAGGCAAGGCUCAGACAGCCUGCCGCAACGCCAAUAGCGGUGUUCCUGCCCCGAUUCCUAAUGAUAUAUUCAAACCGUCACAAACCAACGAACCGAAGGAUGAAUUGUCAAUAUUCAGUGGCAAGACGCACACUUUAAGCACAAAAGCAACACCAACUGGAGGAACAUCUGCGCAAACCUCAUCCACUGCAUCUGGACACAGCGCUCCUCCGAGGGCGUCCUCCAAGUCAUCUCGUGCAUCCAGCGAUUCUCCGAAGGCGAUCGCGGAGUAUCCAUCGUUUGCUAAUGUCCAUCCAAGCUUGGUUUCUGAGCUCAGUGUGUUCCACGGACACAUCAAGACGCAGAUACAGAAUGCCUAUCAGAAUGGCAACGACCUGUUCAGUGGUAGUGUUCCGAUGGUGGUCGAUGCUCCGCCCCGCGUUCCUGCACCACAGCCAAAGAUAUCACCUCAGCCACCACAACCACAGUACCCAGCGCAGGUGCACCCACCACAGGCUCAAUACCUACAUCAGCAACAGACUAUGUAUCAUGCGCAAAUGAAGCAGGAACAGUUCGAGAGGCAGGAAGAAGAGAGGAUACACAUGGAGAGAAUGGAGCAAGAAAGACGCGAGAUGGAGCGAAGGGAGAUGGAGAGACGCGAGAUGGAGAGAAGGGAAAUGGAGAGGCGCGAGAUGGAGCAGCGCGAACUAGAGCGACAGGAAAUGGAGAGGCAGCAACAGAUGAAGCAACAAAUCGAUCUUCAGCGACGAGAGAGUCAUCACUAUGAAGUUCAAAGACAACAACAACUUCAGCAGGAAGCCCUUCAUCGCCAGCAGCAUAGUCAACAAUAUGACAUGCGACACCAGCAAAGACCGGAAGAACUUCGCCAAUUAGAGGAGGUCCAGCAGCAUCAACCGCAUCAAGCGCCUCAAUAUCACUCACAAACGUAUGAAGCCACACCCCCACACAGUUCAUACGGGGCCAUGCCGCCUGCUCCUUCAUCCUCUCAUUCUCAACCUAGACGAUCUAUUGUAGAUCAUAAUCCAUACCGGUCGCAGCAGCAGCCACAACAACACUACCAAACCAUAAAUCAUCAUCCUCCUCCUUUACCCCCUCACACCGUUCCUUCCCAACACCACCAGCAACCUCCUCAACAUCUUGUCCAAUCGCAGCAUACUGGUCAGCACGAGCCGCCACAUCAACAGCAACACACAAUGUACAAUGCUCCUCCUUCCUCUCAUCAUCCUAGUCCGGAGGGCAUGUCGUCGUCGUCGUCAGUAGGCUACAGCCCGCCAACAGCAACAUACUCUUCGGCACCGGCACCGGCACCAGCCCAACUACAUAUGCAACCGCAGGCCCCGCCUACCGGAUCGUACACUCAGGAAUCAUCGCCUGCAUACGUCCCGGAAACGUACACAUACUGGCCCGCGGCUUCCUCGUCCUUCGCUAUGCCCGACCAGCGGUCGACAGGUCCUGGGUACACUGUUGGACCGGCGCAUGCGCAUCACCAACAAUAUACGCCAGAAAAUGCGCUUCGAGGAAUCGCUGCUGAUGAUCGAGGGCUGCAGGAGACAUGGCAAUCCUACAUGAAUAAGGUUGGAACGCCUCGUCAGUUUUUUGAAGAUUAG
This is a messenger RNA of Psilocybe cubensis, 3786 nucleotides long. RefSeq lists its product as uncharacterized. Gene Ontology annotation, molecular function: DNA binding; DNA-binding transcription factor activity, RNA polymerase II-specific; zinc ion binding. Lineage: Eukaryota; Fungi; Basidiomycota; Agaricomycetes; Agaricales; Agrocybaceae. The record is from RefSeq and is a predicted model, not a curated record. The transcript is spliced from 14 exons. The coding region runs from base 1 to 3786 and encodes 1261 amino acids. Gene Ontology annotation, biological process: regulation of DNA-templated transcription; DNA-templated transcription.